Pyricularia oryzae 70-15 is the source of this 2366-nucleotide messenger RNA. RefSeq lists its product as uncharacterized. Bases 317 to 2200 code for a protein of 627 amino acids. Lineage: Eukaryota; Fungi; Ascomycota; Sordariomycetes; Magnaporthales; Pyriculariaceae. The transcript has 8 exons. The record is from RefSeq and is a predicted model, not a curated record.
CCGGCUUGGCUGUUUUUCUUCUUCUUUUUAUCUUGCUUUCGGAGACAACGUCUUAGGCGCAACUCAGCUGGGAGUUUAAGGUUGACCGCGAUUCUUGACACGACGUCUUGCUCCUCGGUGGGAAACAAAAAAUAAAAGAUAAAUACCACGCCCACCCGCGGUUGCCGGCCCCGAUGUAAACGUUCGGUUCCAUUUAUUUUGUUUCUUCAAUGCGGUGAAUUUUAAUUUGCGUUACUGGAUCCAAUCGGGCCGCAAUUUGCCCACUUUUGUUCGUGCCUUGGCUACGCGAAAACCCAAUUGAAAAAUACGAGCCGGGAUGUCGGUCGCAAAGUUUACCCAGCACCUUGGAACGGCACCCGAGGGUGCUCCCGUCGGCAGCGAGACGUCGAAGCCAAAAUCCAGACGCGUCAAAGCUUACUGGGCGGGAAUUGGGCUGGCUUUAUUAUGGUGGGUGGGUGUCAAGCAGACACAUUUUAUUCUUUCCGAUGCGACAGCGAAGGUCAAUCCGGACGAUUCGUCUACUAGCCGCCAGCAACACAACAUGAGCUUCCAAAUUUCUUGGGCAGAUAUCCAGCCCAGCACGACGUUGCGGUGGCAGGAGUGUUACACGGGGCAGUAUGACUGCGCUCGAUUGGAUGUGCCGAUGGACUGGCAGAAUCCAUCCAGCGACCGAGCUGUCAUCGCAGUCAUCCGACUAAACGCAACAAGCCACACAGACUACCGUGGACCCGUGUUUUUCAAUCCAGGGGGACCUGGUGGGUCGGGUGUUUGGUCCAUGUUGGAUCACGGUCAUCUUCUGCAGAAGGUGAUAGGAGAUAACCAUGACAUUAUCACUUUCGAUCCCCGUGGUGUCGGCGCCUCGACCCCUCUGAUCAACUGCUGGCCGACCGAUCAACAACGCACUUUCUGGAGUCUUGGCGAAGUCGGGGUCUCUGAUUCGCACCCCGACGUGAUUUACGAUGAAUACUACCGCGCCUACGCCACCUCUCAGGCCUGCGAGGCCAACAUGGCCAAGUCAAAGAUCCUUGAGCACAUCAGCACGGCAUCCCACGCUCGAGACAUGCUUGAGAUACUGCACCAGACCGGUGAGGAUAAGCUCAAGUACUGGGGCUUCAGCUACGGAACCAUUCUCGGCGGAACCUUUGCAGCCAUGUAUCCCGACAAGGUAGAGAGGCUUGUUUCUGACGGAAACGUCGACCUCCGAGAGUGGUACACGCACGUGCACACAAACUUCCCCCGCGACGCCGACAAGGUGAUGCAGGCCUUUUACGACCUCUGCGCAACCGCGGGUCCGUCAAAGUGCGCCUUCCACUCCCCGUCGCCCGCCGAGAUCGAGCAGCGUCUCCACGGCCUCCUGGACCGCCUGCGCAAGAACCCCAUCAUCAUCCCGGCCAAGACGGACCAGGCAGCCGACGGGCCCGAGAUUCCCCAGAUCGUGGACUACUCCAAGCUCCGGCGAUACAUCGCCUCGGCGCUCUACUCGCCCCUGUACAAGUUCCCCGACUUUGCGCGCGUCCUGGCCGCGCUCGAGAAGGGAGACGGCCAGCCCUACUACAAGGCCACCUCGGCCGGCGUGCCGCCGCUGUCGUCCUUUUGCCAGGCCACGCCCGUCGAGCCGGGGGCGCCGCUGGCCGCAGUGACGGAGAGCACGGCCGAUGCGUUCCCCGCCAUCUCCUGCUCCGACUCGGAGGAGUGGACGGGCACGGUGGAGGAUUUCGUCAAGGUCGGCGACGAGAUUCGGAACCUCAGCUGGGCCGUCGGGGCGGUCGACACGACCCUGCGGGCGCAGUGUGUGGGGAGGAAAGUCAGGCCAAAGUUCAGAUUUGCUGGACCGUUCGAGGCCAAGACGCACCAUCCCAUCCUCUUCAUCGCCAACAUGGCCGACAACAUCACGCCGCUCGUCAGCGCCCGGAACAACUCCCAAGGCUUCGAAGGGUCGGUGAUUCUGGUGCAAAAAUCAUACGGCCACACCAGCCUGUCGUCGCCGUCCACCUGCACCGCCUCGUACGUGCACCAGUACUUCCAGAACGGCACCCUCCCGGAGCCCAACACAGAGUGCGACCCUGAUUACCUCCCGUUUGACAACCUUGACACGCCCAAGAUUAAAAAGUAUGCCAACGGAGGCAUCGAAACAAAAGAUUAUGACCUUUCGGAUUCGAUAAAGCAGCUUUGUGGCAGGGCUGGUGCGAGACUUGGGUAGCGGCCUUUCUGAGCAUUUGCUUAUUGGUUAUGAUCGUUGAGGUUGAGAAUUCGUUCAUUUGUGCCCGAGGCAAAACCGGUACAUUUAUUCCGCCUGAUAAAGUCACUACACUUAUAUACGUACAUAGAAGGGUCGACUUGUAAUAGAUCUUAGCACUUGUUCGCAA